AUGGUCAACCAUCAAACGCAUAAGCGGAUCCACGAAGCCACUAUGGCCCAUAAUCCUAUCAACGAACCUCUCUUCACACAAUCUCGACACAACUCAACAUGGUUAUCCGAGAAAAUAGUUUCCUUCGCACAACGCAGAGGUGACAAGCUUACUCACAUCCAACAGAAAGCUUUGAUAUGGUUCCGAACAGAAAGUAUUUUCAACCUCGGACCCGCAGACGAGCAUCGAAAAGACGAGGACGUCAUGGGCGCCUACAAAACUCUGUUCGACAGACUUUUCUUCUUCGGCAGCUUACGCCCACAUGUAAAGUGUGUUAUGCAGAAACCGAAAGGGGCGGAAGAGCAUCUUAUGGGGCGCACGGAUCAAGAUAAGAGCUAUCAGUUGAAAUGGAGCUAUCCAUUUCAUGAGAAGCGUAUGGAAGCUUGUAUCACUCUCUUUCGGACAAAAACCAAGAACCGUCCAGAACGAUUCAAAGAGUACCUAGCAACAAUGUUACAUGAGAUGAUUCACGCAUUCCUGGAUAUCUGGGGUUGUCGUUCUGAGGGUUGCUAUAAUGUUUGGCAGCGGCAAGGUGUUAAGGGACAUGGACAUGCUUGGCAGGAUGCAGCACUUGCAAUAGAGCUUGCUGUAGCAGAUAAGUCGAUGCUGGGUAUUGACUUGGACUUAGGAAGACAGAAGAGUCUUGCGGUUGAUAUUGUGUAUGAGAGAAGAUCUGUACCUGAAGAGGAGGAGUUGAGACGGUGGGGUAUGAAUCAGGGGGAGGUGGAUAAGAUUGGUAAGAUUGUGAAGGAUCAACAUAUUAUAACCCAGGUAAUGGGUUCCAGAUAG
Molecule: messenger RNA, 828 nt
Organism: Mollisia scopiformis
Lineage: Eukaryota; Fungi; Ascomycota; Leotiomycetes; Helotiales; Mollisiaceae
Exons: 1
Coding region: 1-828 (275 amino acids)
Source: RefSeq, a predicted model, not a curated record